AAAAAAAUCACAAGUGGCGGCCAUAUUGAAAUUUUUGUUAUUAUCGCCGGCUACAUGCUGCUGCAGCUAGUAAACUGCUAUUCACAUGUUACAAAUACUGUUCAUAUAGCAAAGGGAGAUGAUUUAAAAUUCUAAAUAACGUUACUCGGUUUGAAAGACUGUUGAGGAUCACAUCAACAAGAGUAACGUAAACAUGUCCUACAGGAGAGAACGUUCCAUCCGAGAAGUUUAUGAGGAGCGCCUCGCGGAUAGAGCUCCUUAUCAGAGGGUUGUGAGCAUAGAGAGACGAGCACCUUUCCCUCGGCCCGAGGACGACUACGACAGAGGGGGUGACUAUGAAGAUCAACGUUAUGGCGGUCCACGAGGUUACCCAGCUGAUGACGAAAGAGGUUUCCAUGGUGAAGACCAGAGAGGUUACCACAGUGAAAACAUGCACUUUGGGAACGAGCGCAGAAAUGCCCCUCCUCACUAUAAAAGAGAUGAUCCGUAUCCUUACUACCGAGGGCCCAGAGAGGAUCUGCCAGCUGGUCGCCAGGUGGAGUUCAGGUCUAGCAGCCGGGUAGCUGCCGCACCUAGUGUGAGGGGCCAGAGGCCGCCCCCUCCGCGGUCCAUGCCCACAGCCAUGCCCAGCAGUGGAGAUGACACCCUGAUGCAGGCCAUCUUGAACCUCGACAGACCGGAUGACCACGAGGGACCCAGACGUAAGGGCCCUGUUCCCCCUGUACGUGAACGCUCUCCUGUCAAAAGAGACGUCCCUCCCUCCCCCCACAGUCGGUCAGGCUCCAACAUCAGCAGCAGAAGCUUCUCCCCUGAUGCUGGCAAAAGCUACCCCUACCCUAACCAACAUAAGAAGAGGUAUGAAGAACCAUAUGGCCCAAGUCAAGAGUCUGACAUAUUGGAGCCUGUGGAGCACAAUGCACAAACCAGCCCAAUCCAAAGGGUUCAGCCUCCAUUGUUGGCCUCCUCGGGGAGAGUGUUAAAAAGAGAGAGACCAUCCGGCUACACGAUUAGUACAUCUCGAGAUGGAUCUCCACAUAGCUCAGUGUUAGCCACCAAGGAGGACAUUCCAGGACUGAGUCUGGAACAGGACGACCUGCUGAAGGAGGAGCCCGUCAAAGACACCGAUGACUUCCAGGAGCGACGCGCUCAAGCCAUCGCCGCCAAAGCCCUGGAGAUCGAGAAGUUGUACAGGCAGGACUGUGAGACCUUUGGAACGGUGGUGAAGAUGCUGGUGUCCAAGGAGCCAGGGCUGGAGAAGCAGCUGCAGGGCCCACUGAAGGACAGUCUGGUGGAGAUCCGCGAGAGAUGCCUGGAGGGCCUGCGCCUCUACAUCAACGAGCUGGACGAGGUGAUGCUGAAGCACGAGGCCUCCGCCUGACUCCGUGGUUCAUACCAAUCCACCUCACCACCCAUGCCAAUCUCAGUCCAGCAUCCAGCAAGCACUUUCAGUAUCUCAUAGUGAAACGAACACAGCCACCUCAAAUUCCUGAACUACACAUUGGUUUUCAGGGCCUACCGUUCUUACUGUGUAUUUGAAGUUUUGUUUACGGCUCGUAUUUUUUUAUCUUCCCCUACCCUUUUCUGCUCUAACAAUGUCCGAGGCCAGUCGAUAAUGUAUGGAGCUAUAGAAACAGUCGAGGGCCACAUACAUUGCAUUUUUGUACUGAGGUUAUGUAUAGGAAGUACUUUUUUAACCAUUUAGACACUACGGAAUCAUUGGUUGGGGUCAAAUCUUUUAUGUCUUUUCUGGAUGCAAAUAUCAGUGUUCUGGUGUAGAGUGUGUUUACUGGUGUAGGGAAACCUGUGAAAAAAAUGAUGUAUUAAUGCAAACCCUCUGGAUUUUAACCCAGUAUGUUCCUCAAUUUCGUAGUUUUUUAAUUGAACUCUAGGUCAGAUUAAGUGCUGUUUUUACAGUUUUUUUUUUUUAUAUGGUUCUCAAUUUUUGUGACUACUCCUCAUUUUCUCACUGACAAUUAAAACUGUUUGUACCUUUUGUUAA
Messenger RNA from Clupea harengus (Atlantic herring), 1999 nucleotides. RefSeq names its product periphilin-1. Gene Ontology annotation, cellular component: nucleoplasm. The record is from RefSeq and is a predicted model, not a curated record. Gene Ontology annotation, biological process: negative regulation of gene expression, epigenetic; protein localization to heterochromatin; negative regulation of DNA-templated transcription. NCBI's taxonomy places the organism in Eukaryota, Metazoa, Chordata, Actinopteri, Clupeiformes, Clupeidae.